This is a messenger RNA of Cricetulus griseus (Chinese hamster), 1443 nucleotides long. The record is from RefSeq and is a predicted model, not a curated record. Lineage: Eukaryota; Metazoa; Chordata; Mammalia; Rodentia; Cricetidae.
AUGCCUGUGACCAAGAGUGCUGAUAGUCCCCAGGUAGCCACCACUGUCAAGUUGGACCUUGUGUCAUCUCCUGAGAGUACCAAGAAGGUGCAGAGCCAGGAUCCCAGUGUCGUGAAUGGGAACUCUUCAGAGUCAUCGAAGACUACCAAGGGCAUAACAGGGUUCCAGACAUUGGUUCAUCUGGUCAAAGGCAACAUGGGCACAGGGAUCCUGGGUCUCCCCCUGGCUGUGAAGAACGCAGGUAUCUUGAUGGGCCCGCUCAGUUUGCUGGUGAUGGGCCUCAUUGCCUGCCACUGUAUGCACAUCCUGGUCAGGUGUGCCCAGCGCUUCUGUCACAGACUCAACAAGCCCUUCAUGGACUAUGGGGACACAGUGAUGCACGGAUUGGAAGCCAGUCCCAACGUCUGGCUGCAAAACCACGCCCACUGGGGGAGGUACAUCGUGAGUUUCUUCCUCAUUGUUACACAGCUGGGCUUCUGCUGUGUGUAUAUUGUGUUUCUGGCAGACAAUUUAAAACAGGUUGUAGAAGCUGUUAAUGGCACAACCUUCAGUUGCCACAACAACGAGACUGUAGUUCCGAUGCCCACCAUGGACUCACGACUCUACAUGCUUACCUUCCUGCCCGUUCUGGGGCUUCUGGUCUUUAUUCGGAACCUCCGUGUCCUCACCAUCUUCUCCCUGUUGGCCAACAUCAGCAUGCUGGUUAGCCUAAUCAUCAUUGCCCAGUACAUCAUCCAGGGAAUUCCAGACCCUAGCCAGUUGCCAAUGGUAGCAAGCUGGAAGACCUAUCCUCUCUUCUUUGGAACAGCCAUUUUUUCAUUUGAAAGCAUUGGCGUGGUCCUGCCUCUGGAAAACAAGAUGAAGGAUGCCCACCGCUUCCCAACCAUUCUGUCUCUGGGGAUGUCCAUCAUCACCACCCUGUACAUUGCCAUUGGGGCCUUGGGCUACCUGCGGUUUGGAGAUGACAUCAAAGCCAGCAUCACUCUUAACUUACCCAACUGCUGGCUGUACCAGUCAGUCAAGCUCCUGUAUGUUGUUGGCAUCCUGUGCACCUAUGCCCUGCAGUUCUACGUCCCUGCAGAAAUCAUCAUCCCCUUUGCUGUCUCCCAGGUGUCAAAGCGCUGGGCACUGCCCUUGGACCUGUCCAUCCGUAUCGCCAUGGUCUGCCUCACAUGCAUGCUGGCCAUCCUCAUCCCACGCCUGGACCUGGUCCUCUCCCUGGUGGGCUCUGUGAGCAGCAGUGCCCUGGCUCUCAUCAUCCCGCCCCUGCUGGAGAUGACCACCUACUACUCGGAGGGCAUGAGCCCCCUGACCAUCAUCAAGGAUGCCCUCAUCAGCAUCUUGGGCUUUGUGGGCUUCGUAGUGGGGACUUACCAGGCCCUGGAUGAGCUGAUUGAGUCUGGGAACACUCUCCCCUUGAACUCCACUAUGUUUUUUCAGUGA